This is a messenger RNA of Thunnus maccoyii (southern bluefin tuna), 849 nucleotides long. RefSeq names its product intraflagellar transport 22 homolog (Chlamydomonas) (gene ift22). Gene Ontology annotation, biological process: intracellular protein transport. Lineage: Eukaryota; Metazoa; Chordata; Actinopteri; Scombriformes; Scombridae. Gene Ontology annotation, cellular component: endomembrane system. The transcript has 5 exons. Gene Ontology annotation, molecular function: GTPase activity. Bases 51 to 611 code for a protein of 186 amino acids. The record is from RefSeq and is a predicted model, not a curated record.
GUCCGUUGAAGUUAGCUGGUCGGCUAAUGCUCGACCUCCGUUGACUGGAAAUGUUCAAAGCUAAAAUACUAUUUAUUGGUCCCAAUGAGAGUGGGAAAACGGUUCUUGCAAAUUUUCUCGCAGACACAACGGAAAAUGUGGGAGGCGAAUACAGACCUACUCAAGGAGUCAGGAUACUAGAAUUUGAAUCACAACCUGAGGGCAGUGGUGACAACAAGACAUGUGAGGUUGAACUUUGGGACUGUUCAGGGGAUUUCAAAUUUGAAUCAUGCUGGCCUGCACUCAUGAAGGACUCCAGCGGUGUGGUGAUCAUCUUUAAUCCAGACGUUCCAAGUCACCUCAAAGAAAUAGAAACCUGGCAUUCAAUGUUCAUCUCCUCCCAGAGUUUGCAGGACAACCAGUGUCUGCUGAUGGCUCAUCACAAGCCCGGCAGCGCAGUAGAAGAAGGACGGCUGCCUUUAGCCUCGCAUUUGAGCAGACUUCCACUUAUUCACUCCAACCUGGAGGAGGAACCAGAGGACGUGAGGCAAGCUUUCUGCAGAUACUUGGGAAAAGUUGUAAAUACGCUUUCGGAAAGUCGAGAGCAAGAGGAGAUGUCUAUUAUUACAUAGAAAACAUGCAGCUUAAUGAGGAAGAUGUUUGUUAGCAUCUGCAAUUUAUAAGUGACAUUCAUAAACAUUUCUCAUUUAUAAGUUAUUAAUUAUACAGCUUUCUGUCAGUCAGCUGAGCAUAACAUCUUCCAAAAACUCAAUAUAGCAAAUAUUUCCCCACAUUUACUUGUUUUUGUUCAUUAUUGUUGUCUUACAUUUUGUAAAUCUUUUGUGAAUAAAAUACAACCAAACUUGCUUA